UGUGCUGAAUUCCAGCUGUGCCCGUGAUGAGAGAAAAUGAUGCCCAGGAUGGGCUCUGCCGCCCGCAGGCUGCGGAGAGGCCCACACUGCACACGCGCAGACCCGGCGUCCGCGUCAAAACACCGGCAGACAGCUCGCUGCCCAUGUCCUGCGCGCCCGGCUGCCAGGCGUUCCUAGGCUGGGCCGCGACUCCCGCCGGCCUGGGGCAGACGAGCUCACGUCUGACCGGCGAUGCCCCGGGAGAUCAUCACCCUGCAGCUUGGCCAGUGCGGCAACCAGAUUGGGUUCGAGUUCUGGAAACAGCUGUGUGCUGAGCAUGGCAUCAGCCCCGAGGGCAUCGUGGAGGAGUUCGCCACUGAAGGCACUGAUCGCAAAGACGUCUUUUUCUACCAGGCAGAUGAUGAGCAUUACAUCCCCCGGGCUGUGCUGCUGGACCUGGAGCCCCGGGUGAUCCAUUCCAUCCUCAACUCCUCCUAUGCCAAGCUCUACAACCCAGAGAACAUCUACCUGUCUGAGCACGGAGGAGGAGCUGGCAACAACUGGGGCAGGGGUUUCUCACAGGUGUCAGUUCCGGAGUUCCUUGGUAAUCCUAGCUGGGAUAAGGGUGAGAAAAUUCAUGAGGACAUCUUUGACAUCAUAGACCGAGAAGCAGAUGGAAGUGACAGUCUAGAGGGCUUCGUGCUGUGCCAUUCCAUUGCUGGAGGGACAGGCUCUGGUCUGGGCUCCUACCUGCUAGAGAGACUGAAUGACAGGUACCCCAAGAAACUAGUGCAGACAUACUCGGUGUUUCCCAACCAGGACGAGAUGAGCGACGUGGUGGUGCAGCCCUACAACUCCCUCCUCACCCUAAAGCGGCUGACCCAGAAUGCAGACUGCGUGGUGGUGCUGGACAACACAGCACUGAACCGGAUCGCCACAGACCGCCUGCACAUCCAGAACCCAUCCUUCUCCCAAAUCAACCAGCUGGUGUCCACCAUCAUGUCAGCCAGCACCACCACCCUGCGCUACCCUGGCUACAUGAACAAUGACCUCAUCGGCCUCAUCGCCUCGCUCAUUCCCACCCCUCGGCUCCACUUCCUCAUGACUGGCUAUACACCGCUCACCACGGACCAGUCAGUGGCCAGUGUGAGGAAGACAACAGUCCUGGAUGUCAUGAGGCGGCUGCUACAGCCCAAGAACGUGAUGGUGUCCACAGGCCGGGAUCGCCAGACCAACCACUGCUACAUCGCCAUCCUCAACAUCAUCCAGGGAGAGGUGGACCCCACCCAGGUCCACAAAAGCCUGCAGAGGAUCCGGGAAAGGAAGUUGGCCAACUUCAUCCCCUGGGGCCCAGCCAGCAUCCAGGUGGCCCUGUCAAGGAAGUCCCCCUACCUGCCAUCAGCCCACCGGGUCAGCGGGCUCAUGAUGGCUAACCACACCAGUAUCUCCUCGCUUUUUGAAAGUUCCUGCCAGCAGUAUGACAAACUAUGGAAGCGGGGGGCCUUCCUCGAGCAGUUCCGUAAGGAGGACAUCUUCAAAGACAACUUUGAGGAGAUGGACAGGUCCAGGGAGGUGGUACAAGAGCUCAUUGAUGAGUACCAUGCUGCUACACGGCCAGAUUAUAUCUCCUGGGGCACCCAGGAGCAGUGAUUAUAGUCUCCCACUAUGCCUGGACCCUCACAACCUUAUCUUGCGUUUCUAGGUGCGUGACUACCGCUGCUCCUAUCUUCUCUUGCAUGCCUAGUUCUUAUUUUGCUUGGUUACGUUUAAUAAAAUAAUAAAGCUUGAUGAUGAA
Messenger RNA from Chionomys nivalis (European snow vole), 1774 nucleotides. Its product is annotated as tubulin gamma-2 chain. The coding region runs from base 232 to 1629 and encodes 465 amino acids. NCBI's taxonomy places the organism in Eukaryota, Metazoa, Chordata, Mammalia, Rodentia, Cricetidae. Gene Ontology annotation, biological process: microtubule nucleation; cytoplasmic microtubule organization; meiotic spindle organization. The record is from RefSeq and is a predicted model, not a curated record. The transcript is spliced from 11 exons. Gene Ontology annotation, molecular function: structural constituent of cytoskeleton; GTP binding. Gene Ontology annotation, cellular component: spindle; centrosome; cytoplasm.